GCACUUCCAAUUAAAAUUUACAAUAUGCCUUCCAACAAGGAUUGGUCGAUGUUCAAGAUGAGUUGGUCUUUCCAGAUUGGCUCUACUAGAGGAAACAUCGAGCCUAUCGACCCGCUUCAGACAACACCAGAAUCUCAGCAGAAAGCUAGUAACCAGAUCAGCAAGGAGAAGAUACAGCAGAUCAAGAGAGAUCAGAUGAGCAACUAUCGAGCAACACUCCCUCGUCAUCCAGCAGUCAAGCUCUUUGGCCAAAUGUUGAUGGUUAAUGUCGAUUUCCAUCCCAGAAUCGGUCAGCAUCCCACGGAUGUUCCAACUCUCCUUGAACUACUCCCAGAGUAUGACUUCUUCACACGUUUUAUUCAUGUCACAUUCCACGACGAGCUUUCAGAACUAGACACUGACGAGAGUUAUCAACGUAGAGAGACCAUCCAGAGUAUUAUGUCUAUGUUAAACAGUUUCCAGGACAUCAAGCGAUUCACUGCCGUGAGAACGAUUUGACGAGCAUGUUUUUACUCGGAUGAAAUCAGUUCUUGCA
Botrytis cinerea B05.10 is the source of this 535-nucleotide messenger RNA. RefSeq lists its product as hypothetical. The record is from RefSeq and is a predicted model, not a curated record. The coding region runs from base 25 to 498 and encodes 157 amino acids. NCBI's taxonomy places the organism in Eukaryota, Fungi, Ascomycota, Leotiomycetes, Helotiales, Sclerotiniaceae. The transcript has a single exon.